Messenger RNA from Tarenaya hassleriana, 1839 nucleotides. RefSeq lists its product as uncharacterized. The transcript is spliced from 7 exons. NCBI's taxonomy places the organism in Eukaryota, Viridiplantae, Streptophyta, Magnoliopsida, Brassicales, Cleomaceae. The coding region runs from base 147 to 1721 and encodes 524 amino acids. The record is from RefSeq and is a predicted model, not a curated record.
AGGUCUCUCUCCACCCAAAAAAAAAUCCAUAGCUUUUGCCAAUUCUAUACGGAAUUUCUCUUUCGGCCCCCCAACAGAGAAAGGAGAGAUCUUUUCUAAUACCUCUCCCUCCACGGAAGAGGAACACCUACAAGGGCAGACUAGACAUGGCUUCUGCUUCUUCAUCGAUUUGGGUCGCCUUCACGGUGCUCCUGCUCGCGAUUCCCUCGUCGGAAUCCGUGAAAUUACCAUUUCACCCUCGGGACUUGCUUCCCGUCUUGCCCCGGCAGGUCUCAUGGCCGAUUCUCAACUCUCUCAACAGUGCCGUCGAUCUUCUCCCCUCUUUUGUCGGCUCGGCCUCGCCUCAGAACGACGCCGUCCAGUGGAAAGGGGCUUGUUUCUACGAGAACAGGGCUUGGUUGGAGUUCCACAACAACUCCGGUAGCGAAUUCGGUGGGGGCACACUUCAUAUUAAGGUGGAUAAGGCACAUAGCUGGACCUGCAUGGAUAUUUACGUCUUUGCAACUCCUUAUCGUGUGACAUGGGAUUGGUACUUCGUUUCUCGGGAGCAUACAAUGGAAUUUAAGGAGUGGGAAGGAAAAGCCGAAUAUGAAUAUGUUAAAAGGAAGGGAGUUUCGAUCUUUCUCAUGCAAGCAGGGAUGCUGGGAACACUCCAAGCAUUGUGGGAUGUUUUCCCGCUCUUUACCAAUACCGGGUGGGGGGAGAAUUCUAAUAUCGCCUUUCUUAAGAAGAGGAUGGGUGCUAAGUUUGAGAAGCGGCCUGAACCAUCAUGGGUUACAAAUGUUACUACCGAUGAAAUCCAUUCAGGAGAUCUCUUAGCCAUCUCCAAAAUUCGUGGACGGUGGGGUGGUUUUGAGACCCUUGAGAAGUGGGUCAGUGGAGCUUAUGCUGGUCAUUCCGCUAUCUGUCUUAGGGACUCUGAAGGGAAACUAUGGGUUGGUGAGUCGGGCCAUGAAAAUGAACAGGGAGAAGACAUAAUAGCCAUGUUACCAUGGGAGGAGUGGUGGGAGUUUGAACAAACCAAGGAUGACUCCAAUCCUCAUAUUGCAUUGCUGCCCUUGCAUCCCGAUGCUCGUGCUAAAUUUAACGUUACUGCCGCAUGGGAAUAUGCUCGGAACAUGGAUGGUAAACCAUAUGGCUACCACAACAUGAUCUUUAGCUGGAUCGAUACUAUCAGUGAAAACUAUCCACCUCCUCUGGAUGCUCAUGUUGUUGCCUCUGUCAUGACAGUUUGGAGCAAGAUUCAACCCGACUAUGCUGCUAACAUGUGGAAUGAAGCCCUGAACAUGCGACUUGGAACCAAGGACCUUGAUCUUCCAGACAUAAUGGUGGAAGUGGAAAAGCGUGGAUCCUCUUUUGACGAGUUGCUGACAAUACCUGAGCAGGACGAUUGGGUAUACAGCGAUGGGAAAUCAACCUCUUGUAUCGCCUUUGUUCUUGAAAUGUACAAAGAGGCUGGGCUGUUCGAUCCUAUUGCUAGUUCUGUUCAAGUCACAGAAUUCACGAUCAAAGAUGCUUACAUGCUCAAGUUUUUCGAGACAAAUGCAAGCCGUCUUCCCAAUUGGUGCAAUGACAAAGAUGAUGUGAAGCUUCCGUAUUGUCAGAUACUGGGGAAAUACAGGAUGGAACUUCCAGAUUACAACACCAUGGAGCCAUACCCUCGCAUGAAUGAGCAGUGCCCAUCUCUACCUCCCGAAUACCACAGACCGGACAGCUGCUAGAAACCAUGAACUCCAUCAAAAGCAUCUUCCUUGGAUGUUUGUUUGUUAGAACAAAAUUCAUGUACUGUCCACUUGUACAUAUUACUCUUCCAAGUUUUUAGGCCUCUGACAAUAUCUA